Messenger RNA from Cyclocybe aegerita, 1563 nucleotides. Lineage: Eukaryota; Fungi; Basidiomycota; Agaricomycetes; Agaricales; Hemipholiotaceae. The record is from the annotation of a GenBank genome assembly.
AUGUUUCGUUCCGGCUGUGUUGACCGUGAAGCCGACCAGUAUCUUCUUCGUGCGCUGUUGGGCGAAGAUGAAGUCGGACGACCCCCAACGAAGUUCGAUUAUUGGAUGUUCAAGUUCUCGAUUCGAUUCUUUUUCCUAACUGCACUCUCUCUUUUCGCUCUCGCUGGGACGGCGCUGUACUACGCAUUAUACUUGCCUGAAGAUUUUUUCGGCGGUAACUUGGUCGAGACAACUCUCUCUUCCGACAUUUGCAAGGCACCCAACCCAAACAUCUUCGGGUACCACCCUCUGCGAGCUAGCAAUGAGGCCAUCGCCAAAGCUGCACACAGUUUGGACAACUACCUUUCGCAACGGGCUUCGAAGCCGGACAUUGACAGCAUUUCUAUUGCUGUGGUCAGCGCCGCCGGAACACUUUUCGAGGGUGGCUAUGGAACCCUGCGAGCCAACGAAACAGAUGAAGAGAACCAACGCCCCGUCGACCGUGAUUCUAUUUACAGAAUUGCCAGUAUCACCAAGAUGUUUACUGUCCUUGAAACGUUGAUUCUGAGAGAGACAGGAGCCUUGAAUUGGGAUGACCCUGUAACAAAUUAUGUGCCAGACUUUUCCCCGCCGGCGUAUGGCUGGGCAGACUUCCUGGUCGAAGGUUCCGCCAACGCCAACCAAGGAGAGCCAGAACGUAUCACCCUCCGUCAAUUGGCCAGCCAUCUUGGAGGUAUCGGCCGAGAUUAUCCUCCCCACGACAUUGGCGAGUGGCCAACAACUACGACACCGUGGGGUGCCUUGGUGAAAUCAGCCCGCGGGGAGCCCCUACCCAACCGCACUUACGAGAACAUCAUGAAGGCUCUCAACCAGUACCCACUCGUCAACGUGCCCUACGAAUACCCUAUUUACUCCAAUAUUGGCUUCGACCUCCUGGGUCUAGCAAACGUUGCUGCGAACCAGAAAGCAAGCAUUGACCCCAAAGCUGAGCCUCAGACACACGAGGAGCUCCUCAAACGCGACAUUUUCGACCAUAUGGGCUUGACCAGUAGCUUCUACCGCGUUCCAGAGUCUCCGCUCCGCGACCACAUCGCCGUUCCAUCGUCUAACUCAGAAUGGGCGGAUGUGUGGCUCGGAGACACGGACGAUGCCGCUGGAGGCCAGUACAGCUCGCUGAAGGAUCUGACAGCGGUGAUGAAGAGCCUGCUCUCUCCGACACGGACUGUACGCGAAUGGCUCCGUCCGUUGUAUGUCUGGGGUUCGACCGAGCAGCAAGUCGGGGCUCCUUGGGAAAUCUUCCCAUUACCUGGUGGCGCUAAAGCCUACACGAAAGGCGGCAACCUUCCAGGCUAUCACUCUGAAUUCGCCCUCGUCCCAGAGUACUCGUACGGGAUGAUCGUCCUCGUUACGGGCACCUAUGAAAAUACCCUCACGAUCCUCAACGAGGUCGCAACGCGCUUCCACCCAGCCAUCACCCAACAGUACCGGGUGGGGGUUCAGCGCCGCUACGCAGGCACCUGGACCAAUGGGAAGGACACCCCUGGGACGGUACUUGAACCCUCGGAGGUAGGUUAUAGUUUAUGA